GUUGUCGUGAAUGAUUGGCUGUGGCUUAGGUGAGACCCAGCACUGCCCUCACCCCCGUCACAUUUUGCUUGCACGCAACCGAAUCACGAGUAUAAACUUCGCCUCCACUGCUGCCUGUUGUAUUUCAUAAAAAGACUAAGUGAAGCUGUUUCUGAGGGCACGCUCAUUUCGUCGCGCACAAUCUUCCUACUUUGGUCGUCGAUCGGAGUUAGAGUUAUGGCCCCCAAUCCGCCAUUCCCAAGAGGCUCUGCACUCGAUAAGCAGAGCUUAGAAAUCAUCGACUACAUACCCGACCACCCUUCCAUAACCUUACAACAGGACCAUGUUCGGAUGUUUCUCGAGGCCGAGCUGGCCACCAAGAUUCUGGACAGGAUGUAUGAAUGGUUAUGGUUAUGUGCAACCAAGGACAGCACCCGCAUUGAUACACUUCACGAGCACGUCCUUAAAGGUAGGACAGUGCUAGUGACCGAGGACCCAGCCCUACAUCUGGUGUGGUUCAACGACAGUAUUUGCGUAAAGCCUAUGCCAUUAGCAUUGAUGAAUCACGAUUUCUGGACACGAUUCUUGGCCGCACAAGACGAAGACGAGAAGACUGGGCAGGACGCAUCCAUGUUCGAUCCGAAGGUCGCACUGGGCUUUUUACGAUCAUAUGGUCGAAUCAUAAAGCAUCGAUCAGACCUGGCCAUUGCCAUUGAGAAAGGAUUGUUGCCAAAGGACUUUGAAUGGCUGGACUGGGAGCGUUUCAUCGGAGGGACCCGUACCAUCGAAGACCACGAAGUCGCGAGGCGGUAUCACUUUGGCCAAUUCCGUCUAAGCAGGCUGAACCUGCUCAUCCGUUUUGUUCGUCCUCGCGACAGAGAUGACCGUGGCAACAACAGACACUAUUAUACAAUGUAUUGGUCUACAGCCGCAUAUUUGCGACAAUUCGUUGAAGCAGGGCUCUUUGUCUUUGCUUCAAUAUCGUUGAUAUUGUCUGCUAUGCAAGUCGUUCUGAGUCUGCCUGGCGAACCGGAUACACGCGUCUGGAUUCGAAACUCAUCCGAUAUGUCAUUGGCUUUCUGGGGAUUCUGUGUUAUGGUUCUCGUGGGUUUAGCUUUGAGCUGGUUGUUACUGCUGGGAGGACCUGUUUUCUACAUGACGGCGCAACAAAUUUUCGGUUAUCAGAAGAAGCGGCUGUUUGAUCGUAAGAACCAGAACCUAGCGGAUAACAAGAUUGAGAAUGAGCAAGCGUAAAGAACGCUGGGGAGACGACACUACCGCAUCGCAUAGCCUCUAACACAUCACAUAUGCUAGGCUCCGUGAGGCAGUUGAGUCCUGUUGACUGAUAGUUAGAAGUAGGGCGUGGGGGUUCAACAAGUGGGAUGCGCCGCAUUUAAUCAGGCUCCAAAACCUAAUUAGCAGAGCCUCUUAAUUCAAUUAUCAAAUGGACAG
This is a messenger RNA of Aaosphaeria arxii CBS 175.79, 1431 nucleotides long. RefSeq lists its product as uncharacterized. The coding region runs from base 217 to 1233 and encodes 338 amino acids. The record is from RefSeq and is a predicted model, not a curated record. Lineage: Eukaryota; Fungi; Ascomycota; Dothideomycetes; Pleosporales. The transcript has a single exon.